CCGCGCCCCGCGCGCUCCCGCUCCUCACUUAAACCCGCGCGGGAUGGGAGCCCCGACACUCGCCGCCGCCGCUGCUGCUGCUGCUGCCCCGCACCUGAUACUGGAUGCUGGCCAUUGAGAGUGGACUGUGACCAUCUCCGAGUGCCAUGGUCUGUGGCGUUGGCAACGAAUGAAGAUAUCUGGCAUGGCUUCCUUUAAGCAGGAUAAGGUGGAGGAGUUUUAUGAAAUAGGAGAAGAAUUGGGAAGCGGGCAGUUUGCCAUCGUGAGGAAGUGCUAUGAGAAACGGGCCAGGGUGGAAUUUGCAGCCAAGUUCAUCAAGAAGCGGCAGGUGCGGGCCAGCCGCAGAGGGGUGAGACGUGAGGAGAUCGAGCGCGAGGUUAACAUCCUUCAGCAGAUCCAGCACCCCAACGUCAUCACCCUGCACGACGUCUACGAGAACAAAACCGAUGUCGUCCUCAUUCUCGAACUGGUCUCUGGAGGGGAACUCUUUGACUUCCUGGCGCAGAAAGAGUCUUUGAGUGAAGAGGAAGCGACAGCUUUUAUUAAACAAAUCCUCGAUGGUGUGAACUACCUCCAUUCCAAGAACAUUGCACACUUCGACCUCAAGCCUGAAAAUAUAAUGCUUCUUGACAAGAUACCUGUGCCACACAUCAAACUGAUAGACUUUGGCCUUGCUCACAAAAUUGAAGACGGAGUUGAAUUUAAAAACAUAUUUGGGACGCCUGAGUUUGUUGCUCCAGAAAUAGUGAAUUAUGAACCUCUGGGGCUGCCAGCAGAUAUGUGGAGCAUAGGUGUGAUCACCUACAUUCUGUUGAGCGGAGCUUCCCCCUUCCUUGGAGAAACCAAGCAGGAAACCCUCGCCAACAUCUCCGCAAUGAACUACGAAUUUGAUGAAGAAUUCUUCAGUCACACGAGUGAACUGGCGAAGGAUUUCAUCAAAAACCUUCUGGUGAAAGACACGAGGAAAAGACUCAACAUAAAAGCUGCUCUUUCACACCCGUGGAUAAUGCCAAUGAACAAAUGUCAAGCUCUGGUCCGAAGGGAAUCUGUUGUUAAUCUGGAGAACCUGAAGAAGUUGUACAUCAGAAGGAGGUGGAAGCUUACGUUUAGGAUUGUAUCAUUUUGCAAUCAUUUGACUCGUUCAUUCCUUAAGAAUUCCUUAAGAAAGAAAGAAGAAACUCUGAGAGCGUAUGAAAGUGACAAUGAAGACAAUGGUAUCAAAAGAAGAGUAAGCAGGCCGAGGAGACGCAGCAGCACGUCAUAAAGCGAUCCGUGGAGGUGUUGCCUUGAAGAGAGCAAGCCUGAGGGUUAUCCCUGUACCGUGCUAGUAUCAACAGGCCUGGACCCGCACCAAAGCUACUUCUGCCUGGUGGUGGGUUGGGCCCAGUGAAUGGACAAAGCCACUUUUAAGUGCAGAGAUCGGUUUAGUUAUGAUAGGCCGUGUUACAAAGGAUCAUGCUUUCUUGAAUAAGGCACUUGGAAAAGAAAAGUGUGCAAUACAUGUUUAGUAUAAUUCAUCGUGAAAAUAUUUGUUUCUGUUUCGUCAAACCUUGUAAAGUCUGGACUUGUUGAAAUACCGUUCUUGCGAUUGCUCCAACACUCGCGCCACUGAGCAGUGAGAGGCGGCUCAGUGCCGGGGUGAACGCUCCUCAUAUCAACAAUGUCACCGUGGAUGGUCUGUGUGGCAUCGGACACACGGCCAUGAGCAAACAGAGCUGGGGUAGAGGGAGGGGAAAGGACAAAGGAAUGGGAGACACUGUAGAUUUAGUAAAGCUCUGUUAAAUGUGUAGGCCCUACUGUAACAGCAGUGGUAUUUGAUUGUGGACUAAUCCUGCUGUCGGAUAGUCACGUGCAAACUUCCCAUGCAUGCUGAGGCAGAAUAAACCACAGCCCAGGGCUAUAAGUGUGGAUCACAACAUGUAUAAGACAUUAGUGAGAGGCAGACAACAAAAUGCUGGGGUCACAGUGCCUGGUUUCAACUAACAUUUAUUUUUAUAUAAUCAUAGCUUUAGAUUUUUGAAAUAAAAACAUUAUCGGUGAAACGAACAGUUUUAUUUGCCACAACAUCAUAAGGUGUGAGAUAAGGCUGUUGAAAGUCAGGUGAACUAUUACUGGUGUGUACAUAAUGUCAGCAGCCUGGCCCAUUCACAAUGUUUGACAGCAUGUUUUACACUCUCGCAUGUUUGGACACUGUUCCAGACUAAUGGCUUAAAGUCUGCAUAGAACUUUGAGUCAUCCUUAUUGGUAAUGUGUACGGGUCCACCACCAAUUCUCUGGCACCAUUGGUUCCAGGGCCUUUCUGGAUGAUCCAUGUUGCUGGGCCAACAGAGGUCACGGCCUCUGAGAGGAAUCCAACGUACCGGAACGUUGCGAGGGGCCGAGAUACCGGCCCACAAAGUCGGCUAUGGGAACGGAUGUACCGGCUCUGUCCGGGCCGAUGUUCCAGAGCCCCGGCCGCAGGGGGCAAAUUCAACCCGCUGAUCGGCUGCGGAAGUCCCGAUGAGGUCGAGAUCGGCCGCCUGACCCAGCCAAGGUGCCACGUUUGUGGGGGGACUUCCAGGGUGGAUUUUAAGUGUGCUCUCGUCAUUUUGUCUGGAUCAUAUGAGUUGCCAAACCACUCGUUGCCGGAAAAUCGGUGGUGGACCUGUGGUGAUUUGUUGUGAAUUUGCUCAGGAUUUCAAUCACUGUCGUAGCAUGCAAAAUACUCACAUCUGAUGCCUUAAACAGCAAACUGUCGUUUCUGCAAUGUUUCAUUGAAAAACUGUCCCCUUGGGUUAAUAAUACCUUCAUCCCACCGCCCAAAUCUUAUAGAUGGCAUCUAUUAGAUGUACGUGCAAAAAAUAGAUUACGUAGAUAGGCUUUUCAUAAUUGUUGACAAAAGGAGUUAAGAACAAAGUGCCAGAGGAACUAGGGGAACUGGGGAAAGUGUUGAAGUUCCUCUGGCACUUUUCACUCAGGAUUCCAGUAUCUGCAGUCUCUUGUGUCACCAAUUCAUUGUUCCCAAGCACCCCAGUAAGUUCGAUGAAGUGUCCAUGAUGUGUACAGAUAUUGUAAUUUAAUCAAUAAGUUUGCAGCUUUGAGCAUAAAAUUAUUCUGUGGAUCUUCAUACUCUGUAAGUCUAUGUUAUAAUUCAGGCACAAUUCUUGACCCUUAAGUCCGAAGAAGGGUCUCGACCCGAAACGUCACCUAUUCCUUCUCUCCAGAGAUGCUGCCUGUCCCACGGAGUUACUCCAGCUUCU
Amblyraja radiata (thorny skate) is the source of this 3239-nucleotide messenger RNA. RefSeq names its product death-associated protein kinase 2. The transcript has 12 exons. Gene Ontology annotation, biological process: positive regulation of apoptotic process; intracellular signal transduction; protein phosphorylation. Bases 170 to 1264 code for a protein of 364 amino acids. Gene Ontology annotation, molecular function: ATP binding; protein serine/threonine kinase activity. Gene Ontology annotation, cellular component: nucleus; cytoplasm. The record is from RefSeq and is a predicted model, not a curated record. Lineage: Eukaryota; Metazoa; Chordata; Chondrichthyes; Rajiformes; Rajidae.